Tremella mesenterica DSM 1558 is the source of this 357-nucleotide messenger RNA. RefSeq lists its product as uncharacterized. NCBI's taxonomy places the organism in Eukaryota, Fungi, Basidiomycota, Tremellomycetes, Tremellales, Tremellaceae. The record is from RefSeq and is a predicted model, not a curated record. The transcript has a single exon. The annotation marks the transcript as partial.
GUUCAAUCUGAAGAUAUAGUCUUACCUGAUAUCGCAUCUGAAUAUUCAGAUUCAGAAGAUGAAGAUCGAGAACCUACUUUCCAAAGACCUGCAUGGGCGGAAUCACCAGCUUUGAAACAAGCUUUAGAAGCUCAAGCAGCAAGGAACCCUGAUGAUUUGUUCGGAGCUAUAAGACCUGUCAGUAUGGAAGAAUUGUUCAAAGUUAGGACUGGUAAAUUCAGAGCUAGAACGAGUUCUGCUAAUUGGAAUGGAGGUGAUAGGUUGACAAGGGCUGAAGAGGUUGAAUAUGCUAGAAGAAUGGGGUUUAAAAGUGUAGGAGGGAGAGAAGGGAGUGGAGCGGGUCAGACGGGGAAUUAG